UGCGCAUGCUUGAUUAAGUAUCUAAGUUUCCACAUGCGUUUAUAAGUUCAGUAUUCGGAAAGAUUUGAUGUUAGUAGUCGAGAUUGAGGAAUUGCAUAUCGAAUAAAGUUGUAAAAACCAAACGUAGUUUUCUUAUGGACAUGACAAUAAUCUGGCGACGAGGAUUAUGGUAAAAAUUGUUGGAUUGCUUAUUCCGGCUUAUGAAUUUUAAAGAGUAUGUCGGACGCAGAUGGUGCUGCAAGUUCUCAACCUAGUUCCAGAGGAAGAAGUCCAUCCAGUGAAGUGAGAGUGAGCUGGGUGUACGAACUUAAUAAACAAGAACUAAUUGAAAAACUAAAAACGUAUAACGUUACUGUGAGUGAAACUGAUAGUGUUGAUAACCUACGAAAAACGCUCGUCAAAAAACUUCGUGGAAAAAACGAAACUUUCACAAAGAAGGAACUAUACAGGUACGACAUGUUCGACUUUAAUAAAAUAAGUUUUACCCUAAACAAAGACAAUUGGGAAGUUUUUGUCGAAAGACUAGAAUUAAUUUUCGAGUGUCAGUGUAUUCCGCCGGAAAGACAAAGUGCAGAACUGUUAACAAGGGUUUGUCAAGAGACUUUCAUGUUGUUUCGCAAUUUAACUUCACCAAAAAAGGCCAAAGAUCUUUCCUACUCUGAUUUAGUUAAUAUCAUGAACUCUCAUCUUCAUCCAAAGCCUUCAGAAAUUUCCGAAAGAAAUAAAUUCUACGCCACGAAACAAUUACCUUCGGAAUCGAUACACGCAUUCCUUACAAAAUUGAAAGAAAGAUCUUUUUAUUGUAAUUUCAAGGACCUUGAUAUUGCUCUUCGUGAUCAAUUUGUAUUUGGACUUAUAAAUCACGAAACAAAAGUGGAAUUAUUUCGUCAAGAAAAUCUAACAUUUCAAAGUGCGGUGAAGAUAGCGGAGGAUCGAGAAGCAGCUAUAAAAAAUUCCUUAUCAAUGAAGCCCGCAUAUGCUGUGUCUGAAGAUACAAUUUUUUACAUGAAUAAGGCUGGUUCAAAAUAUUCCAAUCAUCAACAAUACAGAGGAAGGGGAAGCGGAAACGCAGAAGGAAAAUUCAAAUCUUCGCAUCCAAACAACGCAGCCGCGGCUUCCACUUCCAAAGACCAGAGCCAGAAACUCAUCAGCGACAAUAGACAAAGACAACACGAUAACAGGAGCAGCUACAGACGAGAAGACAGAAACGGCAGCCGUAGGUCGAAUGUGUCAAACAAUUCUCAGCUAAGAAAAUCCACAAGGCAGAUAUUUCAUUGUCCAGCUAUGACAGAACAAAGUUGAAUGUAAUGGGUAUGUUGACUGAUCUUAAGGUGCAUUUCGAAGGGGUUGAAGCAAAUUUGAAAGCUUACGUUUUGGCAGGUAACGGGAAAAAUUUAAUAGGAAGGCAAUGGCUUCAAGCCUUGGAUAUGUGGCCGAUAACUUUUAAACCUCAGUUUGCGUUGAAUUGCUUGAAUGAUCAUAACAGUAUUAUUUCACAUUUUAAAUCAAAAUAUCCCCAAUUGUUCGACAACAGCCCAGGUAAAUAUAAAGGUAAAUCUAUUAAACUAACUUUCAAAAAAGAUUAUCAACCAAUUCAAUGUAAACCUUAUCAUGUCCCUUUCGCUUUGAAAGACAAAGUAGAUGCAGAAAUCGAUCGUUUGGUAAGAAUAGGUAAUUUGGAACAAGUUGAGGUGAGUGAAUGGGCUACUCCAGUGGUUCCUGUGGUGAAAGGGGAAGGAGUUCGUUUAUGCGGAAAUUUUAAAUUAACAGUGAAUCCUCAAAUAAUUGUUAGAAGAUAUCCAUUACCCUUAAAAGAAAAAGUGUUUCAGACGUUACAGGUUGGAACCAAAUGGUCCCAAAUUGAUUUAAAACAUGCAUUUAUGCAAUUUGAAGUUGCUGAAGAUUGUAGAGAUCCAUUGACAAUAAUCACACAGAAAGGUUUGUUUAGGUACAAAAAAUUGCCAGAGGGUGUAGCCUCCAGCCCAGCAGAAUGUCAAGAUAUUGUUACUGAUAUUUUGAAAGGUAUUCCGAAUAUUGAAAUUUACAUAGAUAAUAUUUAUUGCACAGGAAAGAAUGAUUCAGAGCAUCUCGAUUA
Messenger RNA from Harmonia axyridis, 2095 nucleotides. RefSeq lists its product as uncharacterized. The transcript has 2 exons. The coding region runs from base 217 to 1302 and encodes 361 amino acids. NCBI's taxonomy places the organism in Eukaryota, Metazoa, Arthropoda, Insecta, Coleoptera, Coccinellidae. The record is from RefSeq and is a predicted model, not a curated record.